Molecule: messenger RNA, 2774 nt
Organism: Drosophila albomicans
Lineage: Eukaryota; Metazoa; Arthropoda; Insecta; Diptera; Drosophilidae
Gene: Scamp
Product: secretory carrier-associated membrane protein 5
Exons: 5
Coding region: 228-1256 (342 amino acids)
Biological process (GO): protein transport
Cellular component (GO): trans-Golgi network membrane; recycling endosome membrane
Source: RefSeq, a predicted model, not a curated record
CACACAAUCCCAUACAGCAAACUGGUCACAUCGAAUCGCGCAACUGGUCACAUCAAAUUCCGAAAAAUCGUCACUCAAAAGCAAAAAGAAAAAAAUAGGAAAAUAGAAAAGACAGCAGAAAAAUAAUUUGGGCGAACAAAAAAAAAAAACAAAAGUGCAAAAGUCGUGUGGCACAAAAAAAGAAGAACAAGAAGUAACGACUACAAACGACAACAGUAACAAUAACAAUGUCAGGCAACCGUCCCGAUAAAAAUCUAUUUGGCGAGCCCAAUUUCGAUUUGGAUAAUCCAUUUGCGGAUCCCGCCAUACAGCAGGCGACACGCAUGUCCACCAACGUGUCGCUGGAGGAUUACAAUCCGUUCGAGGAGCAGGCGAAGCCACAGCUGCAGAUCAACUCGACGAACACGGCGGCCGUGGUGCAGCCGCUGUCACAGAAUGUGCCGCCCCCGCAGCCAAGUUCGUUGGGCGCAUCGGCGCCCAGCACCAGCAUACAGAUCACAUCGGAGGAGCUGCAGCGUCGCCAGGAGGAACUCGAUCGCAAGGCCGCCGAACUGGAUCGACGUGAACAGCAGCUGCAGGGCAACGUGCCACAGUUGAACAAUUGGCCGCCGUUGCCCGAUAACUUCUGCUUGAAGCCUUGCUUCUAUCAAGACUUUGAGGUCGAAAUUCCGCCCGAGUUUCAAAAGCUGGUCAAGCACUUGUACUACAUCUGGAUGUUCUACACUAUGACGCUGUGCGCCAACAUUAUUGGAGGUCUCAUCUUGCUCUUCCAUGCGGGCAACAUUUCCAAUCUGUUCUUGGCCAUCUUCUACACUGUGCUCUUCACGCCCGCCUCCUACGUGUGCUGGUUUCGGCCGGCUUAUAAGGCAUUCCGCAACGAUUCGAGCUUCAAUUUUAUGGUCUUCUUUUUCGUGUACUUCUUUCAAACGGUUUACACGGUCGUCCAGGCCGUUGGCUUCAAUCAGCUGGGCUACUGUGGCUUCAUCACGGCCAUCUCGCAGUUCGAUAGCACAGCUGCGGGCAUCGUUGUCGGCCUGUUGCUGCUGAUCAUUGCGUUUUCGUUCGCCAUCACUGCGGGCGCCAAUGUGCUGAUGAUCAUGAAGAUCCAUUCGAUUUAUCGCAGCACUGGCGCCAGCAUGGACAAGGCCAAGGCUGAGUUUACCACAGAGUUUCUGCGCAAUCAGCAUGUCCAGGAGGCGGCCUCCUCAGCAGUCAGUUCGGCGGUGAAUUCACAGUUCAACAAUAGCAGAUACUAAACACCAGCAGCAGCAGCAGCAGAAGCAGCAGCGGCAAGCAGUAAGCAGCAAUAAUCAAUCCGAUCAAUCAAUCAAGCAAACAAAGCAAGCAACCAACCAAUCAAUCAACCAAACAAACAUAACAAGCACAGCAAGCAGAGCACAGUGAAGCAGUAAUCGGGAAGCAAAAACCAGACCAAGUUGAGCCACAAAAAAAAAAAAAAAAACGAUGAUAAACACCAGCGUAUAACAAACGUACACACACACAAGAAUAUAUAUAUAUAUAUACACAAUAUAUAUAUAUAGAUAUAUAUUUCUAUAUAGACUUAAAAGCAAAACAUAAAAGCAGCAACUAAAAACUAAUUGCUUUGUGGAUAAAACAAUUCCUACAAUGCCGUCGUCCUUAUUACAAUUAGCAACUACUGUAAUGAUUAAUCUAUGAUAUAGAACACACACACACUUUAAACACACUCUUUAAUAAUCGAUUAUGAUGAAAUUAAUCUGCAAGCAACUGCAAUUUUGUAAACUGAUACUUAAACUACAACUUGGAAAUGGUAAUCGCAAAACAAAUGAAAAGAAAACAAAACAAACACAAGAAAAAGAAGAAAAAAAAAUCGGCGCACGUUGCCUUCGUAGACAUUCUGGCCUAAGAUUUGCUGAAACGCAAUGAUAAAGCACUUAAACGCAAGCAAAGUAAAUUAAACUAAAUAAAAAAUAUAAAAAAAAUAACAAAAAACAAUAAAUUAUAAGUACGUAUAUUUAUGCAAAGAUGCUUACAUAUUUUGUGUUUCGCAAAAAGUGUCCUAAGAAAUUACUAAGUUAUGAAUUUAUAAAUGCUUUAUUCAACUUUAUCAAAGCCGUGGAUCGAGAAGGAAUUUCGGAUACGCUCCUCUCUUCCCAACAAUAACAAUGCGCAAAAACGAAACGUAUAAAGUUUAUUAAAAUUAAAGCUAUUUGUAUGUAUAAUGAAAACGGAUAAAAAGAAAAUGAAUAAGAAAAAGAAAAUGAUAACGAUAACGAUAAAGAUGCUGAUGAUGAUGCAGAUAAGGAUUAUGAUAAAUGCUGCUGAUAAUGAUGUUUUCUAGUUGUUUAAGUCGAAACAUUUAUGAUAUGCAUAAACCAUAAUACACACACACACACACUCACACCCAAAACAUACACACAUACAUCUCUACAUCUAAAUGUAUUUAAAGCGUAAAUUAUACAAACUUUUAUCUUUAUACUACUAUAUAGCAACAGAUUGCGCAUAGUCUCUCUACAUAUGUAUGAGUUAUUAUUAUUAUUAUCAUUGCUGUUGUCCAACUCCCACAUCCCACCUCCCAUCCCCCAUCUCCCUCUCCCCUCCCUAUUUACCCUACUUAUUACCCUCCUCAUUCCCAUUCCCAUCACCCGCCUUCCACAUCGCCUCACAUGUAAUGUCGUGUCGUGUAUUUUGUAAUUGUAAUUGUUAUACAUAUAUAGUAUAUAUACACACAUUUAGUAUAUACAUAUAUAUACUAAAAUAUCUAUGAAUACAGCAUAUAAAUAUUAACGACUAAA